AUGCGAUCAUUACCACCCGCACUGAUCUACAAAUACCUAACACGAAGAUCAUACUGCACUCUUACUCUUAUUCUUCUCUUUAUCAUUUACUACGAAAUCAAUGUGAGCAAUAUAAAGAAUGUAUAUGAAGUGGAUUAUACAAUAAAGGUUAGUAAUAUCAGUAAAAUUGAUAAUAGAACGAAUAAACCUGCCAGAGAGGACCUUGACGAUCUUCGCUAUGUACUGUUGUGGUCUGAUUCUGAACAGCCACCGUUUAAGGACUUUGGUACGGGGCGUUCAGUGUUCGAAGAGAAGAAUUGUUCAUGGACAAAUUGCUAUGUUACAAAUGACAGGAACAUUUUGAGCGACUAUACGGAGUUCGAUGCUGUGGUGUUUAACGGGCCCUCACUGUCAUACUUGCGUAGCACUAAUAACAUGCCGCGACGGCGCUCCUCUCACCAGAAAUAUAUAUUCUUCAGCAUCGAGUCGGCCGCCAAUUAUCCUGUCUGUACUGACCAUUGGAAUGGAUAUUUCAACUGGACCUGGUCGUACCGUCUCGAUUCAGAUAUAGUCUGGUCUUAUUUUGUAAUCACUAACGCAAGCGGCCAUGUCAUUGCACCAAACCGUGAAGUACGAUGGGAGAAAGACCCAGGUCUGGACUACGUAAAAUCUCUGGGUGAAGAUUUGAAAGCACGUUUGAGGGGGAAGAGAAAAGCAGUCGCUUGGUAUGUAUCCAAUUGCGAUACUGCGAGUCUGCGAGAGGUGCUUGCGAAAGAUCUUCAAGAGUAUAUGCGCAUAUUCCAGCUUCGCCUGGUCACGUUCGGUGAGUGCGGGAGGCAGUACUGCCCGCUGUUUGCGAUGGAGCAGUGCCUCGAGGAUAUGGGGAAGGACUACUUCUUCUAUUUUGCGUUUGAGAACGCGCUAAGCGUGGACUACGUGACGGAGAAGGUGUUGCACGCGCUCAACCAUGACACAGUGCCCGUUGUCUUCGGUGGUGCUAAUUAUAGCAGGUUCUUGCCGCCCGAUUCAUAUAUCGAUGCAGCCACAUUAGGACCAAAAAAAGUAGUGGAGAAAAUGGCCGCAGCGAUCAAGAAUCGUGAAGAAUACGAAAGGUACUUCUGGUGGCGUGGGGGCGUUGGAGGAAUGUAUCGUGUUAGAGCAGCAAAUAUCCAUCCGGAGACCGAUCCAGUAUGCAGUCUGUGCGCCGCGCUCAAUUCACCAGCAACCCGCAAUAUCUCUAUUUACAAAGAAUUUGAUCGGUGGUGGACUCCGGAGACUUCAUGCCAAGACGUCAUCAAAUCCCACUUACAUUAG
This is a messenger RNA of Leptosia nina, 1293 nucleotides long. Lineage: Eukaryota; Metazoa; Arthropoda; Insecta; Lepidoptera; Pieridae. The record is from the annotation of a GenBank genome assembly.